Spodoptera exigua (beet armyworm) is the source of this 3016-nucleotide messenger RNA. The record is from the annotation of a GenBank genome assembly. Lineage: Eukaryota; Metazoa; Arthropoda; Insecta; Lepidoptera; Noctuidae.
AAUAAUAUAUACGACAGCAGCUUGUUUAAUGUUUUGUCUGCUACUGCUUUAUUUGUCUGUGAUGGUCGGAAGUAAUAAACAAAAAUAAUAAACUUCUAUCGAUUAAAAAAAAUAAAAAAUAUUAUUUCUAAUCAAAAUACUAUACAAAAUCGCUUCCAUGAGCGAAACUGUGAUCAAAAGCAUUCAAUAUGCUCGAUGAACAGUGUGCAAAAAUGGUGUAUGGUGGUCUUUAAUUUAGUCGUUCGAAAUCUGUGAUAAUACUCUUGGUUUUUUAACAGUGAGAAUGAAGUGACUUUGUAACGUAAAUUGAUUAACUAUUUUUGAGUUCGUGUACUUGUAGUAGGAGCCGGUUAAGUUUGUUGUUUGACAGAUGUGAAUGUGUAUUGUCGUUUCCUAACGUAGACACUCAAUUUUGUUCAAUUUAUUUUUGUACAAUGGCAUUGCUUGUUUAACCGUGAUUGAUUCUUGUCGCCCGUGAUAACAAUAAUAAAAAAUUCUUGCAGUUGUAUAAUAGGCAUUGUUUUCCAUUUAGUUUAGUAACAGUGAGUGCGCCCAGUCAGCACAAUGGGAACUCAACGGUGAGUGUUCCCCACCUGAGGUCUGAGGCUGCAUCUGUCUGUAACGCGUCCGCGAGCACAUACGUUGAGGCUGACUAUCGGCACUUUCUCUCGCUGAUGCGUUGCGAGUCGGUUACUCAAUACGCGUUGUGCAAAGACUGGUUGAAUCGCCGAGUCGAUGUCGAUAUAUCAUAACGGUAGUACUUAAUCUGUGAGGGUUGAUGUCGGUCGUGCGAGGCUGGUAAUAGCUGGGCCAGUGUUUGAUGUGUAAUGUGUAAAAGUUUGAAGUGAUGGUGGAACGCGAGGGUAUGCGGCGCGGCAGCGGUGGCGGCUGUGGCUGGGGCGGGGGCGUGCUGGGCCGCUGGUCGCUGCGCCGCCUGCUGCUCGACAGCCCGCUUGUGGGCAGGAGGCUUGCACACACAGUAUUGGAGCAAGCAGAUGGGCGACCCCCGAAAUUAAACAACGUAGAACAGCAAAAGCAAACUACAGUAGAAUUUAUAGCAGAAGAUGAAGAGGGAGAUGGCCUCGAGUGUCCGCUAUGCCUGUCUGUGUUCAACUCGGCGGCGAUGGAGCGGCUCGCAUGGUGUUCACACCGGUGCUGCGAGCCCUGCUUACGACAAUACCUCGCCAUCGAGAUCUUCGAAGCGAGGGUCCCAGUUAACUGCCCAGUUUGCCACGAGAGCAUGCACCCCUCAGACGUUCGUCGCAUAGUAGACAACCCGGUGCUGUACGAGAAGUAUGAAGAGUUCUCAGUGAGACGCGCGCUCGCUGCCGACCCUGACACACGGUGGUGCCCCGCGCCCGACUGCAGCUUCGCGGUGGUUGCGACGGGCUGCGCGUCGUGCCCGAAGCUGACAUGCCUGGCGCCGGGGUGCGGCGCGUCCUUCUGCUACCACUGCAAGGCGGCGUGGCACCCCACGCAGACCUGCGACGCCGCGCGCCGCAGCCGGGCCCCGCCACCGCGAGCCCCACAACCCUCCCAUCCUGACAUUGACCAUGGUGACGUAAAGCCAUGCCCGCGAUGUUCCGUACUAAUAGUGAAGGUAGAGGACGGCUCCUGCAACCACAUGGUGUGCUGCGUCUGUGGCGCGGAGUUCUGUUGGCUGUGUAUGAAGGAGGUUUCAGACUUACAUUAUUUAAGCCCUAGCGGAUGUACAUUCUGGGGCAAAAAGCCUUGGUCCCGGAAGAAGAAGUUGUUGUGGCAGCUGGGCACGCUGGCGGGCGCGCCGCUGGGCAUCGCGGUGGUGGCGGGCGUGGCGCUGCCGGCGCUGCUGGUGGGGCUGCCGCUGUGGGCCGGGCGGCGCGCGCACCGCCGCCUGCGCCGCGCCACGCCCGCGCGCCGCCGCGCCGCCGUCGCCGCCGCCGUCGCCGCCGCGCUGCUCGUGUCGCCGCUCGUGGCCGGCCUGGCCGUCGGCAUCGGCGUGCCCAUCCUGCUCUUCUACGUGUACGGCGUCGUGCCGGUGUCGCUGUGCCGCGCGGGGGGCUGCGCCGGCGGGCCUCCGCCCCCGCCCGCCGCGCACUUCGACGACGAGCGCGACCACGCUCCCGACCAAGACGCCGCUUCGCGACGACUUGAACCCAGUAUAGGUGAUGCAUCUCUAUCGGCGGGGUCCCACCACGCGGAGGUACGCGCGCCGUCCCUGGCAGCGCUGGCGGGGUCCCUGGGCGGGCACGAGACGCACUCGCCGGCGGCGCACCGGCUGGAGGUGACGGCGGACGUGGCGGCGUCGGACACGGCGAGCGCGGCCAGCUGGCCCGACGAGCUGCCGUCCACGUCGUCCCGCUCGGCGCGCCUGCGCAGCCUGUUCCUGUACGGCUCGGCCGUGCCGCCGCCGGACCCCGAGGCCGGCACGUCGGCGGCGCCGGGGCCGGCCGCGGCCGCGCCGCCCGCCGAGCUGAGCACGGCGUGCGAGACGCGCGCGCCGCGCUCGCCCAGCCCGGGCGCGGCCGGGGACGGCGCGUAACGAAGCAGUGCGCGGGACCCGCCGACCUCCGUAUUUUCGAUUGAUUUAUUGUACGACGAUGUACGUCCGUAAUACGUAUUAGAAGUGCCGCGGCGCGCCGUUGUAUUGUAUUCGCACUUGUCCGUCCGGCGUAAGUCCUCAUCCCAACUUUGAUUUAAAGUUUUGUGCCAAUCGCGUGUGAUUAUCUAGUACUUUGAAGCGACUCUGUGAUUUAAUUAUUUGAUAAAUGUAGCGAGUUUUCGAAGUAAAAUAAUAACCGGAGUCCAUGAUAGCGAUCCUGGGAGGUGGCAGUCCUACAUAUACGAUAGAUGCUUCGCGCUUUCAGAGCAGUGUUACUCUAUCCAAUAUUUGUGAUACUUUGAAUAAUAAUUACUAUUAAUGAUCUAAAUUAUUUAAUUUUUCACGUUUGUAGGCGAAAAAUAAUCUUAAGCGAUAAUAAUUAUGUUAUGUGAAUCUAUAAAAUGUAAACUACGAUUAAAAUGUGAUUUAAAUUUA